Messenger RNA from Synchiropus splendidus (mandarinfish), 2574 nucleotides. RefSeq names its product sonic hedgehog signaling molecule a (gene shha). Gene Ontology annotation, biological process: smoothened signaling pathway; cell-cell signaling; multicellular organism development. The transcript has 3 exons. Bases 229 to 1455 code for a protein of 408 amino acids. Gene Ontology annotation, molecular function: calcium ion binding; patched binding. The record is from RefSeq and is a predicted model, not a curated record. NCBI's taxonomy places the organism in Eukaryota, Metazoa, Chordata, Actinopteri, Syngnathiformes, Callionymidae.
AUCCCGUGGGCUUUUAAUUCUCCCUCAGCACUUUUCCCUCCUGCAGCCUCCUUCGAUGCGCCCCGUUAUUAGCGUUUUGUCUGAGGCGUUCAUUUCCGCACCUGCCGCGGUAGACAGCGGACCACUGGCGAGGUAGAGGAGGAGACAAGGACGUUGAAGAACCGGGAGAGGCAGUCAGUGACGGACAUCUGCGGCGGCGGCGGCGGCGGACCUUACAGGACACUCAAAAUGCUGCUGUGGAGCAGAAUCGUAUUGGUCGGUGUCAUCUGCUUGUCCUUGGUGUCCUCCGGCAUGGGAUGCGGACCGGGCAGGGGCUACGGCAGGAGGAGGCAUCCGAAGAAGCUGACACCUCUCGCGUACAAGCAGUUCAUCCCCAACGUGGCUGAGAAGACCCUGGGGGCCAGCGGCAGAUACGAGGGCAAGAUCACCAGAAACUCGGAGCGCUUUAAAGAGCUCACCCCCAAUUAUAACACUGACAUCAUAUUCAAGGAUGAGGAGAACACCGGCGCGGACAGGCUCAUGACUCAGAGAUGUAAAGACAAGCUGAACUCGCUGGCCAUUUCGGUGAUGAACCAGUGGCCCGGGGUCAAGCUACGCGUGACAGAGGGCUGGGAUGAGGACGGCCACCACUUUGAAGAGUCACUCCACUACGAGGGUCGUGCUGUGGACAUUACCACCUCAGACCGAGACAAGAGCAAAUACGGAACCCUGUCCAGACUGGCUGUGGAAGCAGGGUUCGACUGGGUCUACUAUGAGUCCAAAGCCCACAUCCACUGCUCCGUCAAAGCAGAAAACUCAGUGGCAGCCAAAUCAGGGGGCUGUUUCCCUGGCUCAUCCACGGUGACCCUGCGGGACGGCUCAACGAAGGCGGUGAAAGAUCUUCAGAGCGGCGACAAGGUCCUAGCUGCGGACCAGGCGGGCAAUCUGGUCUACACAGACUUCAUCAUGUUCAUAGACCAGGAACCGACCGCCAGCAGGGUCUUCUUUGUCAUCGAGACCCACACAGGGGAGAAAAUCACCCUCACCGCGGCGCACCUCCUCUUCAUCAGCCAAAACUCCACGGACGCGCGGAGCUCGACAAUCUUCGCCAGUCAAGUUCGACCCGGACAGAAUGUGCUCGUGUACGACCCGGAGCUGAGGGCACUCGAACCUGUGACCGUUAAACGGAUUUACACGCAGGAACACGUGGGUUCCUUUGCGCCCCUGACCGCGCAGGGGACGGUUGUGGUGGACCAGGUCCUUGCGUCAUGUUACGCGGCGAUCGAAGACCACAACCUGGCGCACUGGGCUCUGGCACCUGUCAGACUCGCCCACUGGGUGUCCUCGUUGUUUCACCAGUCACAAAUCAGUGCACAAACCGACGGGGUGCACUGGUACCCCAACAUCCUAUACCGACUAGGGACAUGGUUCUUGGACAGCCACUCCAUCCAUCCACUCGGGAUGUCCUCCAGUUGAAACCUCGACAUGGAACUCAAAGACUUAAACGUAGGACAAAAAACUCCUCAAGUAGAUAAAAAAAAAACAAAUAAUAAUAAUAAUAAUGAAAAAAAAAAAAAAAACGAACGAACGAACGAAAGCCCCCCAGCGGAGUUGGGAUAUUUAUUUCAAUGACUUUUGUAUACGAUAUGUCCCCUUUUCAAAGAAUGAACGGAGCCUUAAAAGUUUUGAAUAAUUUAUUCUCACAUGAACUGGCUGCUGACACACAUACACGCACACACAUUCACAUACACGCACGCACACAUAUUCUGGAAGGGUGUGAGCGGCACAUUGUGCAUAAUCUAUUUUUGUAUACCCUAAGUAAGUAAAAAAGAAAACUGGGAAAAAAUCAUUACAAAAAUAAAAACGACGACCAUGUAGAAAGGAGCUAACUUUGACAGGCUGUAAUGUUCAUAUGUGCAUAUAUAUAUAUAUAUAAAUAUAUAUGUGCACUUGACUGUUAUAUUUUAGGGGCGACAGACUUCGCGGGGUUCCAUAAAUUAUAUUUUUAUACACAGAAUUGUAAAUUAGAUUUUGACAGAUCGCUACCGAAUCACAUUUCGUUAUUUGAAAUAGUGUAAGAUAUGAGAAUAUAUUUUAAUUUAAAAAUGCAGUAGACGGGAAAACAAAUGUUGGAGGAGAAAAGAAACAUGUUGUACUGCCUGGUUUUAUUCAUAACUUUAUUAUUAUUUUUGUUGUUGGAAACUGUUUACAUUGUUGGAGAGGGACAGAUAUUCUGCCUCAUGUCUGCAUUCUCUUCUUUUCUGUCCUCCUUUUGCUGUUGUUGUGUUUCUAUUUUCCUCUGAGAAAAAUAUCAAAAUGCAGAUUCUGACAAUUGAGUAUAACAGUUAAACGUAGUGUUGAGACGGCUUCGUUUGAAUAGAUUAAUGAGUAACCCAUGUAAAUGUACUAAAAUGUAUUUUUCUUUUCAUAUUUUGUAAUAGGGAGAUAGUUUUAUAGAAAUGACCUGCGGCAGAUGCACAGUUUGGAUAGUCCAUAUAGCCAGACCAUACCAGUUACUUUCAUAACAGGGCGAUGUGUCAAAAUGUCUAGAGUUUAUUAUUUAUAUGUUUAUUACAAAAUGAGAUAAAGAAAAUC